CCUGACGUCAUGACGCAGUGGACGGAAGCGGCUCCGUGCUAAACUUUAGGAAAAUCCUCGCUCCGGUCCGUAUUUGCUCUAUUCGUCCUCUGGACCCGGUUCAGUUCUGCACGCCUGGAGGUUAGAAUUGACGAGCGGACCCAGCAGAAGUUCGAGGAUCGGUUACAGCAGCCAUGGACCACUCUGGCCACAUGAACCACAUGAACCACAUGAACCACAGCACCAUGGAGCACGUUCAUCCCACCAUGGCAACCACCACCGGACACGACCACGGAGGAGGGGACAACGGAGGACAUACGGGACACAUGAUGGCGAUGACCUUCUACUUCGGCUACAAAAAUGUGGAGCUGCUGUUCACCGGGCUGGUCAUCAACACACCCGGAGAGAUGGUUGGCGCCUGUAUAGGUGUGUUCCUAUUGGCUAUUCUCUACGAGGGGCUGAAGAUCGGUCGGGAGAUCCUCCUGCGUCGCAGUCAGGUUAACGUGCGCUACAACUCCAUGCCGCUACCUGGCGCCGACGGGACGAUGCUGAUGGAAACGCACAAGACAGUCGGCAACUGUCCAGAAGGGGCAGAGUCCGUCUUCUUUGGAUCGCUUUGCAGGCAAAGGAUGCUAAGCCCCGCCCACUUCCUGCAGACUUUCCUACACAUCAUCCAGGUGGUGGUCAGCUAUGUCCUGAUGCUUGUCUUCAUGACCUACAACGCGUACCUGUGCAUCGCCGUGGCAGUCGGCGCCGGCAUGGGCUACUUCCUGUUCAGCUGGCAGAAGGCAGUGGUGGUGGACAUUACGGAGCACUGUCACUAACAAACCGCCACACUUAGCUUCAAGGUUACCUCUGUACCGGUCACCAUGGUAACAUCUCGUCAUACUGUAGGUUAGCGACUAAUCCUGGAGGAUGGAGAGCCCUCGUUGUUGGGGUUUUCCUUCUUAAAUUUAAUGUCACGCAGGUGAUAAAGGCCAGCCAAUCAGAGCCUAGAUCACCUCAGGAUUCCUUCUUUUUUUGUUGUUUUUUUAGUGCCAUAAGAGCGUUUCUCAAAAAUGGCUCUUAGUCAGUAGCUUAUUAGUGGAGCCAGUAAUCACCAAACAGGACAUGAUCAAUACUUUGGUCCUCGGAGAGCGAAUGAGGGACCUAUAGAUUAGCUUCACUCAGUAAACCGAUUUUAUAACAGGAAAACAUAUUGAAGCAUUUUACUCUAAUUUUAUUUCCUGUUUACAUUUUUCACAAUAAACUUUCUUUUGUUUGUUCCGAGAGGGAAAAAAAAUCCAGUAAAUUUUUUUACAUGAUAUAUGUAUAUAAAGAAAAUGAUCACAGAAAUCAUUUAUUCUAAUAGUUUUUCUGUUGCGGUAAAGUCCGGCAGUCGGGGUGAACAGUUCUGAUCGUUAGCUUGUCUGACGCCGCCAUCGGCCUUAAAGCCGCCGCCCACUGCCUUACUGUGACAACGCCCAUGCUGCCUUUCGUCAUCAUACGGAAAAAGCCUCAGUGUUGUAGCUUUAGCCACCAACUGUUAAGAGUUGUUGGGUUUUAAUUAUUUUUGAUCUGCUGACACUGGGAUCGGUGGAGUUAAUAUGUGGACCAAUGAGAUUGCAGGGAUGGAUUACAUUUGUGGUUUCUUCAUUAUUCUGACCAAAAUCAUGUUCUUCAGUUACAAUAAGGCCUUAGUUCUGUUCAGGGAGCCUCCGGCUGUCCGUUUUUUCACUGAAUGAAGGAAAAUGUGGAUCCCGGACAAGCCCCCAACGAUGGAGGAACUCCAGCUUAAAAACACUAAAACUGAGACGACCUGUUGCUAAUAAACUGUGUAGAUGAAUGUGAGGUCUUUUCUAUCUGUCAUAAACAAGCAGCUCUUUAUAAUCAUUCAAAUCUUUGUUAUCGAUUUGUUUUUACUGAUCGGAGCUUUUUGAAUCAGAACUUCACCUAUUCGUGUUUGGAUGUCAGCAGGUUCAGUGCCACCCAUAUC
Messenger RNA from Cyprinodon variegatus (sheepshead minnow), 1954 nucleotides. RefSeq names its product solute carrier family 31 (copper transporter), member 1 (gene slc31a1). Gene Ontology annotation, molecular function: copper ion transmembrane transporter activity. Gene Ontology annotation, cellular component: membrane. Gene Ontology annotation, biological process: copper ion transmembrane transport. Lineage: Eukaryota; Metazoa; Chordata; Actinopteri; Cyprinodontiformes; Cyprinodontidae. The coding region runs from base 174 to 803 and encodes 209 amino acids. The transcript is spliced from 6 exons. The record is from RefSeq and is a predicted model, not a curated record.